AUGCCCUCGGCUUCGCCUUGGGCAUCAUGGCGCGCAGUGCAGGAAUUUCAAACUUUCUGCCCUGAUAGUGUCCGCAGCUUUUCACAAUUAAGAAAUGAAUUUGCCGAUGUGGACACAUUUUACCUGGGAACUGGUGCAUCGAUGGGUAUCAGCGGUGCAUCAAUGGUUACUUCAUCUCCAGCUCGUAGAUCGCGAUCACGUGGACCGCCAACAUUACAAAUGACCGGAGCUAGUGAAGAAGUCGUUAGACAACGACGAGCACGUAGUAAAAGUCGUCCACGUGCGCUCUAUGCCGCUGAUUCUGAAGUUGUAAGGGUUAAUGACUAUAGUGUCGUUGAAGUACUGAGAGAAGAGCCAGCUCGUGUCACAAUAAGAGGACUAAGAAGAUCGUUUUAUCCCCCAUCACAUUUGCCACUAGUUGACAAUUCGCCGCCGGACAAGAAACUCCAACUCGAGUGGGUGUACGGCUACCGAGGCACUGACACUCGGAGAAAUUUGUGGGUUUUGCCAAGUGGAGAACUAUUAUACUACGUCGCAGCAGUUGCUGUGCUGUUUGAUCGAGAAGAAAAUACACAGCGCCAUUAUAUUGGUCAUACGGAAGAUAUUACUUGCAUGGAGAUUCAUCCGAGCAGGGAACUUGUCGCUUCGGGACAGCGAGCUGGAAGACAUCGUAAAGCACAGCCGCAUGUUCGUAUUUGGUCGACGGAAACUCUUCUUACGCUUUAUGUUUUUGGGAUGACUGAAUUCCAAAUGGGCGUAUCUGCUCUUGCAUUUUCUCAACUUAACGGAGGAAGUUAUGUUCUUGUCGUCGACUCUGGAAGAGAAGCUAUAUUAUCUGUUUGGCAAUGGCAGUGGGGUCAUCUUCUUGGAAAAGUUGCGACUUUACAAGAAGAUCUAACAGGUGCAGCAUUCCAUCCCUUAGAUGACAAUCUUUUAAUCACUCACGGUCGAGGCCACUUGACAUUUUGGAAUCGCCGUAAGGACGGAUUUUUCGAAAGAACUGAUAUCAUAAAACCACCAUCAAGAACUCACGUUACAAGUAUCCAAUUUGAGCAAGACGGUGACGUCGUAACAGCUGACAGCGACGGUUUUAUAACGAUUUAUUCAGUUGAUGCCGAUGGUGCCUAUUUUGUUCGAAUGGAAUUUGAAGCACACAACAAGGGCAUCAGUUCUUUGGUGAUGCUUUCCGAGGGUACUUUGCUUUCCGGUGGUGAAAAAGAUCGAUCUUUACAACGGCGAUUCAAUCAAGUUGUGUUUGGACACGGAAGACAACUUUGGGGGCUUGCUGUUCAUCCGGAUGAUGAAGUUUUUGCUACAGCAGGGCAUGAUAAAAAUAUCGCACUUUGGAGAAGGCACAAAUUGCUUUGGACAACUCAAGUUGGAUUUGAGUGCAUUUGCAUAGCUUUUCAUCCAUUUGGUGUAGCCUUGGCAGCUGGUUCGUCUGAAGGUCAUCUUCUUGUUCUUGCAGCCGAUACCGGAGCGGCGGUAGCAACUCUUCGCGUCUGUGGAUCUCCUUUAUCGUGUAUUGGAUACAAUCCAACUGGAGAAAUUAUUGCUAUGGGAUCACAAAAUGGUAGUGUAUAUCUAUUCCGUGUGUCCCGCGAUGGAUUUUCUUACAAAAAAAGCAACAAAAUUCGAGGAACUCAGCCAUUGGUCCAACUGGAUUGGAGCUCGGAUAGGGAUGUUAAAGCUCUACAGUCAGAAAAAAGUCCAAUUGUUAUGAAGGAUGUAAAGUGGCACACUCACAAUUGUACUGUUGGUUACAUGGUUUCUGGUAUGUGGAAUAAUCGAUAUUACCCGCUGACAACAGUAAUAACAACGUCAAGCCGAUCAGCAGCUCACGACAUGUUAGUGAGUGGAGAUGCUGAAGGUUAUUUGAGACUCUUCAGAUUCCCUUGUACUAGCGCGAAAGCUGAAUAUGUAGAAGAAAAAGUCUACAGUUCACUUGUCGCAUGUGCUAGAUUUUUGUAUAAUGACCAGAAUGUUGUAACUGUUGGUGGUACUGACGCAGCUCUCAUGCUUUGGGAAUUAGUUGACGAAUAG
Molecule: messenger RNA, 2043 nt
Organism: Cotesia congregata
Lineage: Eukaryota; Metazoa; Arthropoda; Insecta; Hymenoptera; Braconidae
Source: the annotation of a GenBank genome assembly